Pelobates cultripes (western spadefoot toad) is the source of this 13011-nucleotide messenger RNA. Lineage: Eukaryota; Metazoa; Chordata; Amphibia; Anura; Pelobatidae. The record is from the annotation of a GenBank genome assembly.
CAUAAGUGAGCCGGCACACUGCAGACAGCCGUCUUUGUAAGGAGACCACAGAGCUGAGCACUGUGACAGCAUCGUUGCUGUUACUUUGUUACCUGCAAAUCCCAAUGAACUCCCUGCAGAGAAGGCACUGACCCUGCCUGCAACUAUUGCAAGGCACAGGCAUCCAUCAGUGCAACAUUAAGACCACAUUUCAUGUGAGAUCUUAACUUUAAUAUUUUUUUUUUUUCUCUCACAAUAUAUUUUUAUACAUUUUUGUUACAAUCAUGGUGCUGGGGAAGGUGAAGAGUUUAACUAUAAGCUAUGACUGCCUUAAUGGCAGCCAUGUCCCGGUGUAUUCCAGUGGGGAUACAGUCUCAGGAAGGGUUAAUCUGGAAGUCACUGGGGAAAUUAGGGUGAAAUCUCUUAAGAUCCAUGCAAGGGGGCAUGCAAAAGUACGAUGGACUGAAUCAAGAAAUGCUGGAUCUAACACUGCCUAUACACAGAAUUACACUGAAGAAGUAGAAUAUUUUAGCCACAAAGACAUCCUAAUUGGACAUGAAAGGGGUAAGUGUCAAUAUUUUUCUAUAUGUAUCAUGUUCCUGUACAUCUUUCAGUAAUAUGUAUGUAUAACAAUGGUAAUUCAGUUUGGAACCUAGAGUAUAUUUAUUGUUAUGAUUUAAAUCGAAUGUUGAGCUAAAUGUUUAAAAAAAAUCAUUGUGUGUAGGAAGAAUUGUAAGUAUUCAUUAACCCCAUAAAGUAAAACCCUGUAGUGACACCAUUUUUCUUUCCACUGUUCUCCCCAAAAGUAAAAUGUCAUUAUUUCUUAUCUGAGGAUUGGAAAGUAUUAGAAUGGCACAGUUGGCACAUGCCAUUUUGAUUUCUGAUGACUGUAUUGAUUUUUCUUCAAUACCAUGGGGCAUGAUAGUGUAGCAACCUCCAUCCUAACUUUUGGAGGUGGGUGUUGCAGUUUGUUUGUUAAAACCAUAAUUAUUUCAGUGGUUUUCUGGAAUUGUCAUGUAUGCUGAUAACAUGAAGGGUUGAGAAGGCAUUGUAUAAAGCGGGGUGGUGAUGGGGUUGGAUGAAGGCAUCAUCUUGUUUUUCUGAAGUUUCCACCACCCUUUUGUUAGAAGCGGUUCAAUCCUGUUUUGGGCUAGUGGUGUCAGUGGAGAGAGAUCUGAGUGGGAGGGGGGACCUCCUCUCCUUGCAGUGGAUUGGCUGCAGCCAUGUCAGCUGGUGGCCAUGACUUAAUACUUCUAAAGGAGAAUAGCACAGAAGAUGAUGAUGAUUAAAAUAUAUAUUUAUAGCAAGCUCUGCAUUCAUGCAGCAAAAUGGCUGUACAUCACCGUAUAUAAAUGCAGUUCCUCCAAUUUAAUGUUUUAAUGUAUACCUUUCUAGUGAGGGCUGGAUGACUGGCAUCAGUAUGUGAUGUGCAGCUGGCUAGGACUAGUUGCUUUACUACAUUGACCCAGAUUUUACAGAGCCUAGAUACCAGUUCUACAGCCAGUUAGGCUAUAUUGGAAUCCACGCAUUGUUUUGAUUGCAUUCUCUGUUACCCAUAAGUAGGUAUGCACCAUUGUUUUCCAGGAGGACACAUCUCGUUUUUUACAUUUGGCUGGACAGUUCCUGAAGUAUGUAGAAUUCAGAAGCUACAGGAAAUCAAUGAAAUCAUUCAUUAAACAAUGAGGGGUCCUGCAUGAUAUGAAUUCUACAUACCUCAUGAUGGCAUGUUAUGGGUAGAUCUGGCCAUAAGGGAGACUUUGGUCAGUGCUUUGGUUCAUAAACGAAUUGCUAAGCUCUACAUGAAGCUAUAUUACUUUGUGUCUGAAUAUAGUGCAGGGUUUGCUGGAAGACAUUAGGUGGGCAGUGAAUAUGCCAUAUUUGGCUGAAUUAUGUUCUGCUAGCUUUUUAUAUUCCUCACUCCAUGCAUGGUGAUAAACCCACAGACAGGGGCACUGCCAGCUUUUUAUAUUCCUCACUCCAUGCAUGGUGAUAGAUCCACAGACAGGGACACAGAGCCCUGCAGCACUAAAAGGGUUAAUGCAGUCCCUCUCCUGUUACGUGCAGCUUGGCAGAACCCUCUCACAAAAGCCUGGUUACAGAUGGAGGUGGAGGGUGAGGCCAACCACGCCCUUCACACUUGCCAUUGGACCAGCGAGCUUUUGUUAGGCUGUUGUCAAGGUGACUGCCAAAUGAUAGCAUUGGCCAAUGCUUGUUGCUUAGGGAAGUAAGGAAAGAGAUGGGCGGGGCCUGGUGUUACAGUUGGAAGGCGUUUAACCAAUGUCGUUCUUUUUCCUGCCAUGCUCUAUCCAGCCAGGGAUAGAUCCAGGGCAACGUUCUAAGCAUGGAACGUUCAUUAUACAUUGUUACACUCGCUAUACUAUGUGUCAGAUUAAGCUCUAUGGCAAGGUAUUAUUACUGUGUUACCAGUUCCUGGAUGAUCAAUAAAUAAUAACAUUCUUUGAAGGAUUUUUGUACUAUACGAAUGGCAAGCACAGUAUUUAAUAUACUAUAAUUAUAAUGUGUGGCAGUUAAGAUGAAUCAUUCCUAUAGCCAGGUGCUGAGAGGACUCACUGAACUUACUAUGGUUUAGUUCGGGCACUGGGAUAUAACCACCAUUAAUCCAUCUACUUUCUAGCCCCCUCUCGCUUACAAUGUAGUGGUUUAAAGUGGGGAUUGGACUGCAGCCCCUAACGCACAUAUAAUUCAUUCUCUUGAAAAAAUAAAGUGGUUGGAAGUUGAGCUGAUAUACUUGCAAUGAGCUGGGGGUUAUUAUGGUGGCAUAUAUAUCCCUAAACCUAAAAUAUGGUUGGUUACGGUGGGCUCUAGGUUAUAGUGUGGUCCUAUGACAGUAGUCAGUGUCUCAAUAGGUUAUAGUGUGGUCCUAUGACAGUAGUCAGUGUCUCAAUAGAUUACAGUGUGGUCCUAUGACAGUAGUCAGUGUCUCUAUAGGUUAUAGUGUGGUCCUAUGACAGUAGUCAGUGUCUCUAUAGGUUAUAGUGUGGUCCCAUGCUGGUAGUCAGUGUCUCUAUAGGUUAUAGUGGGGUCCUAUGUUAGUAGUCAGUGUCUCUAUAGGUUAUAGUGGGGUCCUAUGAUGGUAGUCAGUGUCUCUAUAGGUUAUAGUGGGGUCCUAUGAUAGUAGUCAGUGUCUCUAUAGGUUAUAGUGGGGUCCUAUGACAGUUGUCAGUGUCUCUAUAGGUUAUAGUGGGGUCCUAUGAUAGUAGUCAGUGUCUCUAUAGGUUAUAGUGGGGUCCUAUGAUAGUAGUCAGUGUCUCUAUAGGUUAUAGUGGGGUCCUAUGACAGUAGUCAGUGUCUCUAUAGGUUAUAGUGGGGUCCUAUGAUGGUAGUCAGUCUCUCUAUAGGUUAUAGUGGGGUCCUAUGACAGUAGUCAGUGUCUCUAUAAGUUAUAGUGGGGUCCUAUGACAGUAGUCAGUGUCUCUAUAGGUUAUAGUGGGGUCCUAUGAUGGUAGUCAGUGUCUCUAUAAGUUAUAGUGGGGUCCUAUGACAGUAGUCAGUGUCUCUAUAGGUUAUAGUGGGGUCCUAUGACAGUAGUCAGUGUCUCUAUAGGUUAUAGUGGGUUCCUAUGAUGGUAGUCAGUGUCUCUAUAGGUUAUAGUGUGGUCCUAUGACAGUAGUCAGUCUCUCUAUAGGUUAUAAUGGGGUCCUAUGACGGUUAUAGUGUUAGUAGUCUCUCCGUGUCAGAAAGCGUGCAGGAUCCAGCGUGCUCCCCACACACCCGGAAGCUGGAGGCGGAGGGAGGGAGUGGGCGGGGCCAGCAGUCAGGCUAGGUUGCGCUCGGCCAGUCCCUGCGGCUGGUGACGUCACGGCUAUGCAUAUGAGAGACUGGCUGAGACUGUGCUCGCACCGGUUCAGGCCGGUCCUCUCCUGCUGGAGUCUGUCUGUGAUUGACAGCUCAGCACUUGUUUACCACAGAGUGCAGCUCGCUGGGCUCAGACUGCUGAGCUGGCAGUACAGGGAGCAGCCAGCUACUACUCCAUUACUGCAUAAAGCAAGCAAAAUGUGGGAAAUAUAACCCAAUAAACAUUAAAAACACAACAUAUAACACCGUCUGCUGCCUUUACAGGACAUUAAUCACACAAAUAUGUAGAAAAAUGUGGGAAAUCUGUGGAAAAAUAAAGUGUACAGACACUAAAACACUCAUAAAGGGUUUAUUUUAUUUAAACUUGAGAGAUUUUGCAGAUUCUGAAGAGAAUAAUGUCCUCGCUACUAGAAAUAAUAUUUUUAAGGGGUUCUUUUAUGGAACCGUGGAGAAUACCCCCGUAUUCCAAAUUUUAAAACCAAAAAGAGCCUCAGUAAUUUAAAUAUAUAUUUUUUUUCACCUUUGCUAUUGUGGUUUGUCGCUCACGAUUCCACGUUGGUCACCGUCACAAUUACUAAAUAAACCCCCACCUUCACCCCCUUUAAAUUAUUAUUCAUAUUUUUGGGAGGCUAGCAAGUAAUGUCAUGUUAAGUAAAUAAAUGAUCUACCACCGUCCACGAGGGCUUACAGUGUUAAUAUUAACUCAGCAUAGCGAGGUGGAUGCAGAUAUAAAUGUAACGCUGAAUUUAUGUGGAACAGGUGAACAAAAGGGCAGAUACGCAUAUUUAAUGCCCUCACUAAUCGUUAGUCACUCGUAGUGCCUUGAGCAUGACCCAGCUUUUCUGUUAACACACCCAAAACAAGAUAAAAUAUCUUUUGCGUGAUAAUCCACAGCUAGAAUGCGAAGGUCAAGUUGUUUACUGCAAAUAUUAGCACGUCCCGAAUAUGUGGCCUUUUUUAGGUGGAGUUUAACCUCGGCUUUUUAAUGCUAUGGGUUUCAUUACUUCAAGAGAGUUAAUUUGGGGGCGUUCUUAUAAUAUGUCUCUAUUAUAAGUCUCCGUGCUAUUUUAUUCUGUUGCUAGGCAAUAUUUAUAUAACCUGGUGUUGGAAUCGCGUAACAAAAUGACAGGACAUUCAGUUACUUAAAAUAUUUUCAAGGUUUUUUUUAACAAUGAACUACACGUUAAAGAUGGGUGCAGUGAAAUUACUGCUGUAUGUCUGACCUAACCAAUUACACUUGGCAGACUGAUGCUUAAAGGUUUAUAUAUAUAUAUAUAUAUAUAGUGUUUAGCAUAUAAAUGCAGACAAUAGUUUAAUAAAGAUAGCUAGGGUAUUUUAAAAAGCAUGGUUUUUAAACCAAAACACAACUAUUUUCCCAACUUGACUAUUUUGGUCUAAUAUUUGCAGUCCCAUUGUCAGUCGCUUAAUCCAUCAUCUCUGUGUUACCUUUAAAAAAAAUAUGAAAAAGAAAAACUUACAUAUUCUUCCAUAAAUAGUCUUUUAACAUGUAACAAAGCAAAAUGGCACACACAUUAUUGUUGAAACAUAUUUUAUUCUUUUAAAGGUGACAGCAGUUAAGUAUCUGAGGGAAUUAUAUCGAAUGGUGUUUUUUUUAAAAAUGGAUAGACUGUUAUGAGUUUUAAAAAUUUAAAAACGAGGGGCAGGGCCCUAUACAAUUUAAAUUGAAUAUACUUCUAGUGCUGCUAAAUUAUAUAUUCCUAGGUAAAGUAUUGCAUUUUUAAUUUUUUUUUUUCCUUUUUUGUAACAAUUAGUAUUAGUCAUUUAGACAUGCAGAGGAGUGAGCUCACGCAUUUAAAACAUUCAUUGAUGGCAUUUUUUUAUUGAUAAAUAAGUAUUUGAUGUUUCAGUUUUUUAUUUUUUUUGUAUGUAUUUUGUACAUUGAUGCACCUUUACCUUUAACAAUGGCAUACUUUUGUUUUUUUAGAUGAUGAUAACUCUGAAGAAGGUCUGACCACUAUUCAUUCAGGAAGGCAUGAAUAUGCAUUCAGCUUCGAGCUUCCACAGACGUAAGUAUCUUUUAGAUGGGUUCACGUGUUUAUUCACUAAUCGCCGAAUUGUAGUGAAGUGAAAACCAAAUAAUUAUUUUGUUAGAAUUCUCCAACUCCGCUACAGUCACGGCUUAGGAGUUUAAGCAUUACAAUUCGGUGUUUAGUAGGUUGUAGCUAAACCCCUUAGUGUCAGCUCGGGGGAAUACUCAUCAAGGCUCUAGUUUACUAUUAUUUUAGAUGUCCAGAAUGACUCCUGAACAUCAGUGUAGAAUUUGUACGUUCCCGUUUUACAAGAUGCGUUUUGGUUUACAUGACAGUUGUACAUAAUAAUCUUUGGCCCUGCCUGGCCUUGCAACUUAAUUACUCGUGCAGUUUUAAGUAGCACCGAUUUAAUAAUUAAACAUAUUCAGAGGUAUGUAGAGGUGUAAGAUGUGUUUUGGGAUCUAAAUAGGAUUAGCGUUAAGUAUCAUUAAGCAAACCUAGUCAUUUCAGGUUAAUUUAACACAUCACUAAUUUUGCCUUCCUCUCUUACACAGACCACUUGCUACCUCAUUUGAAGGCAGACACGGCAGUGUACGAUAUUGGGUGAAAGCCGAAUUGCACAGAGCUUGGCUCCUACCAGUAAAAUUAAAGAAGGAAUUCACAGUCUUUGAGCAUAUAGAUAUCAACACUCCUUCAUUACUGGUAAGAAAAUAACUGAUAUACUUUACUGUAUAGCCGAAAGUUAAAAACUCCAAAAAUUCUAGUACUGAAGAUGCAUUUUCUUAAAUAAUGGUACAUAUUGGCUUUCUGCAUCAAAUUGUUUUAAUCUCAAUGCACAGUUACACUGUCAUCAAUUAACUUAAAUGUACCUUUGCGUACAAAUAACUUCUAUUUUCCUAAAGAUGUAAAACUAUUUUAAGUAAAUUUAGAAUAUAACGUAAGAGGGAAAAAUUAUGUGUGUGUGUAGUCUCCUUUUGACAUUUAUAAGUUGGUUGGUUAAUACACCAACUUUAGAAAGUGUUCAUAACUCGGGAUCACUGAUUCCUUUCCUGGCAAAUUUACCUUUUUAAGUCAAUAAAGUGAAUGCCGUUAACCUGGCAAAUGGCAACAUCUCUUAAUUAGAUAUUUAUUUGGUUAAACCUAAAUCUGAGAAAGUGCGCUCGGCAAUUUUAGUGCCUGCGAACUAGGCAAACAAUGUAUAUACUUUUAUUAUAAUUCUUAUUACUUGCCCCAUUGAGAAGCCCAUACAUUGAAGGAUAAAAUACACAGCAUUUUAUGAAAUUUUAAGUAUAGGUUUCUGUGGGUUAUUAUUAUUUUAUUUUUUUUAGGUUGUGCUUAUUACACAUUUCUUUAGAAUUCUAGAACUAAGUUUAUUUCUUCGUUUAGACUUGAUUUUUAUAUUCAAGUUUGCACAGUUAAUAUUUUACUCAAUCUAGUUUUUUGUUUGCUUGUUUUUUUUUUGCAGUCACCACAAGCAGGCACAAAAGAAAAGACCUUGUGUUGCUGGUUUUGUACCUCAGGUCCAAUAUCCUUAAGUGCCAAAAUAGAGCGGAAGGGCUACACCCCAGGUAUGUUUUAACCCUAUUCACUUUAACCUUUAUUAACCAGUCCUCCUUUAUCACAUCUUUUUUUUUCUCUUUGUUUGUUCUAUAUACAAGAUGAGUUUUAUCUUAGAUGAAUCUCAUCAUUAACGUGAUGUAGCAUAACCAUGUGUGUAACACACAUAACAUACUUUUAGUCUAUUUACAUAAUGAGAAUAAAUAGACAAAUGCCAAUCUGUUGCCAUUUAAAAUGUAACACAUGUAACAAAAAAAUAUCUGUUCAUAGAACAGAUAUCAGGAUAAAAAAACAUUGAUAUAUCUGACUUAGUGGGUCUAGACUGGUUGCUACAAUUAGACAGUCCUGGUGAAGUAUUUAGUAGUUAGUAUCCUCUUUCCUGUGUGGAGACAAUAUUUCCAUAAUAUUCCUUUCAAAUUCUUCUCAGUUAGCACGCACUGGUUAUUCACGUGCUGAACAUGAACAUUUUGCACCAAUCACAUUGUUGCAAAACCCAUAUAUUCAUCUGGUUACUUCUGUGUCUUGAUAAUCGUGUGCACACAAAAUCCAGAACAGAAACAUGAUUUUUGCGAAUGUAGUAUUUGAUGUGUUUGCAGGGAUAUGUAAUUUAUAAAUUAUCUCUUUAUUGGAGGAUAUGAUUUAAUCUUUAAAGUAUAAGCAGAUAGGCGACUUCCUUGGCCACUUCAAAUCCUUUAAAUUCUCUUUCUUUUGUCAUGUUUUUUUAAAGGUGAAUCAAUCCAGAUCUUUGCAGAGAUUGAGAACUGCUCUUCCCGUAUGGUUGUUCCGAAAGCAGCCAUUUAUCAAACUCAGACGUUCUAUGCCAAAGGGAAAAUGAAGGAAGUUAAGCAGCUUGUGGCCAACUUGCGAGGGGAAUCCUUGUCCUCUGGGAAGACGGAGACUUGGAAUGGAAAACUGUUGAAAAUCCCACCUGUGUCCCCAUCAAUCAUUGACUGUAGCAUAAUUCGUGUAGAGUAUUCCCUAAUGGUACGUAUGUUCAAACUGUUUAGUAAUAUUAACGAGGCAACAGUUUUUUACAUCCUGUUGACAGCAAUAGUAGUUGGAGGCUGUGUCUUGCGUGAUCCUGUACCACUGGGUAUUUGCAAGUGACGUAAUAUCAUAAUCCGGUUUCAGCUGACAUGAUUUUGUUUGGGGUUUUUUUUAUCACAUAGUCUGAAAAAAAGACUUAAUUUCACAAAUUUUAUGGAAAUUCUGCAAUUUGUUGCACAAUUAUGACUAAAGAUUGAGUGAAACUCUAAUUACCAUAUUAAAUCAUGACUUUCAAAUACAUUUUCUUCCAGGUAUAUGUGGAUAUUCCAGGCGCUAUGGAUUUAUUCCUUAACUUGCCACUGGUAAUUGGCACUAUUCCUUUGCACCCAUUCGGCAGCCGAACAUCUAGUGUGAGCAGUCAGUACAGCAUGAACAACUGGCUUGGUCUCGUUUUACCAGAAAGACCCGAAGGUAUUCUUCAUAAAACUUUUUUGAUUGUAUGUUAACCAUGUGCUGUCCAAAAUUUACAAGCAUCUCCAUGGCAACACAUAGCUUUAUACUAUCAAUAAUAUAAACCUUGGCAGCUUUCAAAAUAGAUUUCCAUUCCGCUGACGUUGGUAUAUAAUUUGUUGAAUAUUAAUGUUUUAUUUUAUUAUUUCAGCUCCUCCAAGCUAUGCUGAAGUUGUCACAGAAGAACAGAGGCAGAAUCUUGUAUCAUCAAAUGGUUGUGAUAACUUUGAAAUGGCUCUCCCUGGACCACUGUUUGCCUACAUCCAAGAGUUUCGCUUUUUGCCUCCUCCUCUGUAUUCAGAGGUAAGUUUAUGUACCUGGUAUAUAAUAUUUACUAAUACUGUACUCCUAUUCUUAAAAGAAAAUAUGGCAUAAGGGACUGAAUAUAUUUUAUUUAUUUAAGAAUUGCUAGAUAUUACCAAAGCAUCUGACCCCUUUCUUGUCCUAUUCUUACGGGAUUAUUAACAAUAGCUCUUUUGAUUUCCCCCUCCCCCAAAUGUCACAAGAUGGGUGACUUAAUGAGAAAAUCGUGCAACAUUUAAACAAUUCAAGUAGCCUUUUGUUUGCUUCUUGAAGAAAAGGCAAGACAGUGCACAACUGGUGACAUGCAUCUUUGGGAACGAGAUGCUUGGAAUUUUUUUUUUUUUUUCUUAGCAUUUUUAAAAGCAAGGCUCAAGUAACAAUAGUUAAAUACUGUUGCCUAUUAUUUAACAUGUAUAGGAGUGCUAAGGAAUAAAAUAGAUUUUCAGUAGAUGCUUAUUUACUUAUCAUAAUCACGUAAAAUUGAUUAUUUUUUUUAUAUGAAUUUAUGUUUUUGAAGAUAUUUCUUUUUUUUUUCUUUUUCUUAGUUUGCAAAAAUGUCCUUCAUGUUUCAGUUUAAUAGCACUCUUUGUGUAUUAACAGAGGGGUUUUUUUGGGGGGGGUUUUCUUUGUUUUUGUUUUUUUUGCCCUAUAACAGCAGGGCUCAAAAUUUCCAAUUACAAAUAGCUUUUUGGGUGAAAAUUUAGCUAUGGCGAGUAGACAAUUACCUCUAGUGAGUAUGCUAUGGCUUACAGUAGCAAGUAACUUGUAAGGCCUGGCGAGACUUCAAAUUCUAAGCCCUGACAACAGUACUUGUAAACCAGUACCACUUAAUAGAAAAUUGCUUCUUCUAACCUUAUCUAUGCCAUAUUUGAUUCCUGGAAUUGGUGGAGUGGAGUACUGCAAAUUAUGUGUAUAUGUUGUAUGUUUUAUCAGUCAGAUUAUCUAAUCAGUGUUAUCAAUGAACACUUUAAUAUAAUCAUGUUUACUGACGUAUGUGCCCAUUGUAAAAGUAAUCAACAUAAAUAUAUUUAUUUUUCUUCUUUCGAUAGGUUGACCCAAAUCCAGAGCAGCCCGUGGAAGAACACCCUUCUUGUCCAUCUCGUUGAAGGCGUUUAUUUUUUCCACCAGAUGAGAUUCUGGCCAUAUACAACUAACGGCAGCCUAAUUUUGGGAGACUUACUUUCACAGGAGACAGUUUUUUGAUUCACCUGCGAAGUUGCAAACUGAAUUAUCCUGUAGUCACGGUUAUGUCGCUUAUGGCAUUAGAUCCAGUAUAUGCUGUACGGCUUAAGGGAGACGUGUCCCCUUGCUGUUGGCAAACCCGCAAAGCUGCUGCAAUCAUACAUGGUCCGGAGAUGAGAGUAUCGUCCCGCUAGUACAUGUGGAUCAGCUUCCUCUUUACAUUUGCACACCUUCAGUGUGUAUGUGGGGCAGCUUCAAAUCACUACAGCUUUCUUUUUUUUUUCACUUCUUUGGUUUGGCUGUGAUCUGCACACAUAGAAGCAAAAGAAAGCUUUGAUUAAUAAAAAAAAAAAUGGAAAAAAAAAAAGACUAAUGCACUAACGUUCUUGUUAUUAUUUUUCAACUAAAGUUGUUUGGCCUGGACUUUACCUGUAUGUUUACAUGCUUCGUACUGUCCUUUUAAGACUGCCUGUGCAACACCUCUUCAGCUUGGAUUCAGCAAUGGAUUUAACCGCAAACAUCGAAUGCCUUUAUGCCAAUUCCUAUUGCUGUCUGUUAUUUUGCAACACACUGUAGUAGAAUAGCAAAAGUUCCAGUGGGUUCUCGAGAAAAAAAAAGAAAUGAGGAAUAAGACUUUUUAUUUUUAUUUUAUUUUGUCAAGAUUGUACAUCUUAAUUUCUUUCAGAGACAUGUUGCCUUUAUACUGUCACCCCAAGCAGGAUUUUGUUACAGACUUCCUACAAAUCACCUAAUCUCAGGAGAACUCAUCACUUGCCAAACUUUUGGAAUGCUAUAGGUGUCUAUAUGUUGCACUGUGCUUUUGUUCUAAGGGGCAGGGGGAUCGUACAGAGUGAUGUUGGCUGAUAAAAUGCACAAGAACAGCUAAAACAAAAGUCACAUUUCCCUUACAGAGAAACAUGAAUAAAAAUGCUCUUUCUAAGCUAAAUUAGGGCAUUAAACAUACAUCAAAGGAAGGGCAGGCCGGAAGGUCAUAAGGAGACUCCAGUUGUGGUAAAAGCUGGGUAGAUACUGUCUGUAAAACAGAGAUCUGUUCUUCCUCAAAAUCAAGGUUGUUUAACAAGGAGCCCUCUUUCCAUAGGUCGAUAUGUUAUCCAACUCUUCUUAAAUCGAGGGUCAUUGUCUAUAUUAAAAAAAAGCCUGUGUGAUUUUAAAAAAAACAUAUAUAUUGCUGCACAGAAAAUAAAAUGGCACACCUAUCACAGUGAGUUGCUUGGCAAUGUUACUGAUAAUCAGUUGGGUAUGAUCUGUUUUAACAUUUAACUCUAAAUGUGUGCAUUUGGUUGACAACUGACAUCACAGCGUACACAAAUUAAAAUAAUGAAUAAUUCGCUUUCUAAGAUUUAAUCAGUUGACUUUACCAAGACUUAAACCGAAUUUCUUAGUUUUAAUGGUCAUAGGAUUAAUAGUUUUUUUUUUUUCUGCACAUAUGCUUUUGAUUUUAAACAAAGAGGAAAGAACAGCUUUUCCAAUUGCACAAUACAAACAAAUUUGUAAAAGGGUGAACUUGAUAUCUGCACUGGAGUUCUACUCUGGUUUUACGAAAGAGCCCUUCUUCCCAAAUCACGUUAAGCAGAACGUUUCCUAUAUUUGUUUAGUGCAAGCCUUGUACACAUCUUUCAGAUGUCCCUUUGACACACGUAUCAUUCUUUUGAUUAUAAGGAAUGAGUCACAUUGUUCCAAGACUUGCUCUUUUAAGCUUAAAAAAAUAAAAUAAAAAAACAUGCUUUUUUUGCAAGUGACCUUUUUAAGCUAAAUGAAUAAAUAUUUCUACAGUAAAAGCUUCCAGAGUGAAGAACUGUAAAGUUUUUAAUAGUCACGUUUAAGUGAUUCAGUAGAUGUUUGGAUUUAUUUCAGUUUUAAUGGUUUAGAAAGAAGUGACAGUGAUUAUAUUCUUCUUUAUCUUGUUUUUGUUUGUUUUUUUACUAUCUCUUGUCGAUGUUUCCUCACAUCUUCACCAUUUUCUUCAAGUGCUAGUGUAUUUGGCAUUAUAUCAUUUUUGUAUAAUAUAUAUAUACACGCAUAUAGGAUGUCUGUUAAACGAAACCCUUGUUCCAUUUUUUUUUCUAUAAUUAAGAAAAUGGGGAACACUUAAUGUUUUGCCUGUGAGGCUAUAGGCAUGGGUUUUUCUAUAAAAUAGGGUUGACCAAUAAUAAUGGCCACUGCAAAUGUAUGUGAAAUUUAGCAUUAUAAAGGCCACUGGCUCUCUAUCGCAUGCAGAUGUGGGUGAACAGAAUAUCUUAAAUACAAAAAAGAGAGAGAAAACUUCUACAAAGGUUGUAAAAGUAUUUAUUUACUCUGUUGUUAGAGGCAUUAUUUUACAUGAUUCUGGUUUUGUUUAUUAUUUUUUUUGUUUGUUUGUUUGUUCCUAUAUUGGUUAGUUCAAAGUUGGCAUAUGUAUUCCAGUAUUUGAAAGCGUUUCCUAAUUAGGAACAAACAAGUUAAAUCCAAACUCUUAUAGAAACAAAGUGCAAUAUUACAUGUUUGCUUAUAGAUACUAAUCUAUGGCUGUUUGUAAAUUUUAUUUUUUGUUUUUUUUACAUUUUUGAUUUAUUUGGUGCUGAAAUGUUACUGUUGGCUCCAUUUAAAAACAAAUUUUAUGUGGAAAAUGUUCUGUUUUUCCUAUUGUUCUUCCUUGUUAAAAAUAAAAAGUUCAUUUUUAUAAACA